This is a messenger RNA of Zonotrichia leucophrys gambelii, 2996 nucleotides long. Its product is annotated as protein ecdysoneless homolog. The record is from RefSeq and is a predicted model, not a curated record. Gene Ontology annotation, cellular component: nucleus. Bases 1 to 414 code for a protein of 137 amino acids. NCBI's taxonomy places the organism in Eukaryota, Metazoa, Chordata, Aves, Passeriformes, Passerellidae. The transcript is spliced from 6 exons.
AUGGAGGCGCUGCGGCGGCCGGCGCUGCCCGAGGACGCGGUGCGCUACCGCCUGUUCGCGGCGGCGGCGGCGGGCCCGGGCGGCGAGGCGCUGCUGCGGCGCUGCGCUGAGCUGGCCCUGGUGCGCUUCGCUCCGCUCCUGGCUGCCUACGUGUGGCAGCGGCAGCCGUUCCGCCUGCGCUACGUGCCGGGCCGCGGCGAGAUCCCGGCGCACUUGGGCGGCACCACGGAGUUCGGGGAUAACGUGGAGGAUGAGUGGUUCAUUGUGUACCUGCUGCGGGAGAUCACCAGGGAGUUCCCGGGGCUGGCAGCCAGGGAGAAAUGGAAGGAUCAGCCAAGUACCUGGAGCUGUUGCACAUGGCAGAAGAUCACUUCCAGCAAUCUGUUGCAGUCCCAGAAAGCUGUGAUGAAGUGAGCCCAGGUGAUGAAAUCCUGGCACUACUACAGACAACCCCCAUUGAUGUGAAGGAAUUGGAGAGAGAAGCAGCUUGUCUUCCUGCAGAGGAUGAUGACAGCUGGCUGGAUAUGACACCAGGUGCUCUGGAUCAGAUGCUGAAGGAGACAAGAAAUGAGUCCCUUCCUUCCCCAAAUGAGGAGGAGCAAAACUAUGACUUGGAAACAGUUGCUGAGAGCAUGAAGGCUUCACUUUGUCAGCAGUUCAGGGAGAGCACUGGCAGGUUGGACAGGGAUUAGAGAUGGACAGCAAGAGCUGGGAAGUGUGAAGAAGGUUCUGCUAAAUUUCAAGGAAUUUGGACUGCUGAGAGGUGAGAGACUCAGAGAGAUCUGUGGUGGAAAAAUGGGGUUAACAGAGGUUUUUUAAUUGAGACAAGAAUAAUGAGCAGUUAGUGGUGGAAAACAGAGGUACUUGAACCUUGGGAAGGGUUGGUGUUUGACCAGGAAAGGUAAUUUACACUGAAAAUACAUAAAAUUCUCCACUGAUGAGUAGCUAGAUCAAGUUUAGAUACUUUAAAACAUAAUUGAGGUGAAGAACAUGAUCACAUUGAACUGCUGUGUGGCCUGUGCUAUAGAAAAGGUCCAAACAGAUGGAGGGACUCCCUUAGUGAUGAGGAGAACUCCUGAGCUGAGGUUCAGAACAAAGCUGCUCUUUUGCAAACACUCCAGCUGCUGUUGCUGCUUGGAUAAUCUGACUUUUCCAUCAGUGGGGCUGGGAUUUCUCUGGGGCUCUGCUCAUCCCAGCUCUUUCCAUUUGUUCAGCAGCUUCCCAGGGGAGCCCUGCAGGGCUCUGGGAGUGCUCCCAGGAGAGUUUGGCAUGGCAGAAGAAGCAUUUCCAUGCUGCCUCUUCCUCUGCUUUGAGGUAACACACCAGGCAUCUCCACUUUUAAUUCUGAGUGUUUUUAGUGAAGGAAGCCUGAUGGAAUUAAUUAGGGAAGACAAGAGGUGUGUGGUUCCCUUUCAAUGGAUUUCUGUCCAAGUGUAUUCUGGAGUUGUUGAACUGGUUAAUUUUCCCUUAUUGUCUGUGUUUCAACUGGGGGAAUCCCCAUUCACCUGCAAUGCUGAGGGCAUCAAUGGAAAGAAACCCUGCCUUGGCCAUUGUUUCAGGGCUAUCAAUGGAUGAGGAAUCCCCAUUUUCUUGCUGAAAUAGAUCAGGGAACACCCUUUGUUGUUGUGGUAUGUUGUAAUGUCCUGUUUUAGAUUUCCAGGUCACCUCCCAGGUGUGGCAAUACCCGUUCCCCUUCCCCCUCGCCCCUUGCUGAGUGAGUCCUGUCAAUCAGGCUUAACAAUCCAACAAGGCGUCGUGUGGUUGGUCAAAUUCAAAGGAUGCCCCUCACGCCAGGGGGUCAUUGGCCUGUCUGGGUGUCCCUCACCCCUUGAGACCCCGCCCGCCCACCUGGUUCGUGGCUCACCUGUCCCCUCCCCUCCCCUCUCCCUGAGCUUAAAAGGUGAAGCACGCCAUGCGCUCGGCAUUCUGUUGGGGUUCUUCCCAAGAUUCAGACAUCUGUAACCAUGGAAUAAACCUCUGGAUAUUAAACCCUCCAGCAGAAUCCCUCCUUUUUUCUCUUCACCUUUGCCUGAAGCCACUUCCUAAGGUAAAAGGAGUCCCCAACAAGCAUGGACUUGUUUAGUGCCCAGCUGAAACCACCAGCAAGCAGAAGGUGUCUCUGGGGUGAUACACCACAGAAGCCGCCUUUGCCUCAGCAGCGAGGGUGAGACUGGCCCAGGCACAAUCUAACUGGUAAUAUUGGGAUUCAUAUUCAAUAGUGGUUUGUGUUUGGGGGCCUGUGGCUGGGAGUGGCCAGCUGGGUCCUGAAAAUCCACGAUACGCAGGAUAGUUCCCAGACCCAAGGUGGCACCAGUGCCAAGUCGGGCUGGUUUGAUACUACCGACUGGCUCCUGCAAUCUGCCAUCCAUCCGUGCAAGGGUGAGGGACUUUUGAAAAUCCUGAGCUCGGCCCACCCAUGGAAAGGUGAGGGGCUUUCCAAAAUCCUGAGCUCAGCCUCCUCUCUGUGUCCAGGCCCCCACCCCAGUGCCUGUGGUAGAGUGAGGGGGACACGGCUGGGGCUCCGAUCCUCCUAUUUUGGUCACCAUUUUGGGGUGACCAAAGCAGCGCCAUCAUCACUUCCCCUUUCCCGGGUCAGGAAUUCCUAAAUGCAAGCUUUCAGAAUCCCACCCGGCGCUUCUGGAUCGGCCUCUCGGUGCCUGUGGCCGGGACGGGCUGGAUAUGGGAGAACGGCUCCGACCUCGACCAGGAGGGGUUCCAGCUGGAGGUCGGGAAGGCGCCUGGAUCCUGCGGAACGCUGAAGGGGAAUGGGAUCAGCCCUCAGAGCUGCGACACGAUGCUGCAGUGGAUCUGCCAGAAAGAAUCUGUCGAGAUCUGAGCCUCCGUUGCACCCCAAAACCGGCGUUAACGCGGUAAAAAUCCCCAUUCCCGCGGUGCCAGCAUCCCCCGGGGAUGGGCAGAGCCGCAGCCCGAGGCAGGCGAUGUAGGAGAGGUAUCGACCUAAAAAACCGAAUAAAACCUAACAAUAACUUGGAGAA